AUGGUGGUGAGCGGGGCCAACUACACCGACGGAAAGAAGAAGCGCAUGGGCCUGACACUGGCGCUGAAGAACGAUCAACGGGUGGACCCCGAGGACACACGUAGCGGGUCCCGGAUUGUGAGCUGGCCAAGAGCUUCCUGCGAGACUGAGGCCUGCUCGAAGAAGUCGGACUCGGACUGGGGCGGGAAGACCUGCGAGAGCUUCAUCAAGAAGCUGCUCCUCAUGGAGUGA
Molecule: messenger RNA, 231 nt
Organism: Guillardia theta CCMP2712
Lineage: Eukaryota; Cryptophyceae; Pyrenomonadales; Geminigeraceae
Exons: 2
Coding region: 1-231 (76 amino acids)
Source: RefSeq, a predicted model, not a curated record